AUGGGCGACAGUGGUGGUGAUUCCAAACAAGUAAUGAUGAGUAAUUCUUCUUCUCUUUCCCUCCCUCAUGAUACUAUUCUAUAUGAUAUACUCACUAGAAUACCAAUUGAUAGUUUAAUGAAAUUUAGAUGUGAGGAGGAGGAGGAGGAGGAGCAGCAGGAGCAGGAGCAGGAGGAGGAAUCAAUUGAUUAUUUGGAUCGUCCUGACGAAAAAAUCGAUGACAAUGGUAUCGUAUUCUUUGAUCUUGAUAAGAAAGAAAAGAAGUUUUUUCGUUUCGGAAAAGAAACUGGAUUAGUUGAUAAAUGUCUUAAGAUUCAACACUCUUUAAAUGGUUUGGUACUACUAUCAUUGCACGGAGAGGAAAUACCUAGUCUCCAUGUUUACAAUCCAGUUACAGCUUAUGAUUCAGUCAUGGAAAAGUAUAAGGUGGUUCUCUGCUGUUGUGAUGGUGGAAACAGGAUAAAGGAGUACUCAUGUAGGGUUAUUACUCUUGGCGUUGAAGGUGGUGAUUCAUGGAGAGCUGUCGUUUUUCCGAAAGAGUGUCAUUUGCCAGAUGUUGCUAGUUGGAAAACGGUGUUUGCAUAUGGUUCUUUGCAUUGGUUGGCUAAUGUUCCGGGUAAACCACAUUUGGAUGAGAGUGAGGUUGAUGAGGAUGCAUGGGAUCAAAGGGAAAUAGUUAGUUUUGAUGUUAGUAGUGAAAGAUUCCACACGAUACAAUUCCCAAAGGGAGCUUCAGAAAAAUGUAAUACUAUACAUGAGAUGGAAGGAUCACUCUGCUACAUUGAUCAUAUCUCAGACAAUGAAUUGUGUUUAUGGGUUUUGAAGAAGGAUACUCAACAGCAACAAUAUGAAUGGACAGAGAAGUGCAGUUUUCAUGUACCAGGAAUCCUGGGUCGUUUCUGGUGGGAUCGUGGUAUUGCAAUUGUUACAUAUCCUAGACUUAAAAUGAUAUACGCGCCGGCUUGGAUGGGUGAUGAAGACCAUGCCGACAUGUAUUGGAAUUUCCACUGCUAUGAUGUGCAAUCAAAACAGUUAGAGACUAUGUUUGAGGCAAGUGAAAUGAGGGUUUUCUUGCAUGUGAACAGCUUGGCAUACUUUUAAUCCACUUUUUUGGGUACUAAUCAAGAGAAUUUUACUGCUAUGUUUUUAGUUUUGCAACUUUCGAUAUAGGUAGGUUUUCGUUUUCUCUCUUAUAUUACUGCAUUGACGUCUUCAUUCAGACAUGAUGUGUUUUCCAAUUUUUUAGACUGAACAUAGAUUUAUUUUUCUUUAAA
Molecule: messenger RNA, 1274 nt
Organism: Papaver somniferum (opium poppy)
Lineage: Eukaryota; Viridiplantae; Streptophyta; Magnoliopsida; Ranunculales; Papaveraceae
Exons: 3
Coding region: 1-1101 (366 amino acids)
Source: RefSeq, a predicted model, not a curated record